AUGCUAGACAACUUGAUUCUUCUAAUUUUUUGCUCUUUUCUUAGUCAUAUUAUGGCUGGAACCAUGACCGUUAUUAGUGAUACAUCCGUAUAUACAAUAAUCAAUUCUCAAACGAUCUAUGCGACGAAUCCAGCAAACUAUUCUUAUGCAUGGAAAAGUAUUGACGGAGCCUCAUGAAUUUGAUACGCUUCUGAUAACACCAAAAUAGAAGCUGCUUUGUUUAUCAAAUGCUUUAGUGUCCCAGGAACUCCGACCUCCUCUAAUAUUAAUAUUGGAGCAGACGAUAAUUUCACGGUCUUCUUGAAUGGUCGACUCGUAGGUAUGAAAUCUUUAACAUCAUUUUUUUUAACAGAAAUUGAUAUGCUGUCAAAAACUGUUUAUGGGCAAAACUGCCUACAUAUUAUUGUGGAAAACACUGUAGACUAUGCAGGGUUAAUAUUUAAAGCUACAAUAUCUUAUCAAUAA
Messenger RNA from Blepharisma stoltei, 465 nucleotides. The record is from the annotation of a GenBank genome assembly. Lineage: Eukaryota; Ciliophora; Heterotrichea; Heterotrichida; Blepharismidae.